UGGACCUCUCUCCCUCUCCUCUCCUCCUCUCUCCCUUCCGUCACACUCUUUCGAUCCUCGACACUUCUCCAUCUCCCUGGCCCUCUUUCUCUUCGUUAGUUCUCGUAGCUUCGGUCCUCGAAUUUCCAGUGGCCAUGUGACCUGUGACACUGACCUAAAACCCCACAUCGCCAGCAGAAGCUUCGAUUCGAUUGAAGGAGAAGAGAGGAGAGAGGGCAAGGGCAACAUUCUGUAAUCAGUGUGGCUCUGGCUGACGAUUGAGGAGCGAGCGAGCGAGGGAGCAGGCAAAGAUGGCGGGCGUGGAAUUGAAGCAGGGAGGGAUGGGGGAGAUGGGGGAGAUGGGGGAGCUGGAGUUCAAGAGCAAUCAGGAGGUGAGCGGAGUGGAUUUCGGGUACCAGAUGGUCGAGAGAUGGUGCACGAUCAACAGGGUGCCGUCGCCAUUCGGAGCGCAGACGCUGCACUUCGCUCCGGCGAGCACGAGGCACAGAAGCUCGCAGCAGAAGCAGAAGCAGCAGCGAUUGAGGUUCAUGUGCACGAUGCCGCAGGUGGGCACGAGGAGGAGCAGGAGGAGGAGGAAGCACGUGAUCUUCUUCUUCGACUCGGACGAGGUCGAGCGGCUGGCCGAGCGCCAUUUCCCGCCCUCGGUGGCGCUCAAGAACAUCGAGGACGACAUGCUGCGCCCGCUGACGGACUGCGAGGUGGCGCGCCUCAAGGUCGCCCAGCGCCACGCCACCUUCUACGUCUACGCCGUCAAAUGGCGGGGCCGCGCCUUCGAGCGCAUGCCCGAGCUCUGCGAUCUGCUGCUCCGCCUUCCGACCCUCCUCCCCGACGACGACCGCUUCACAUUCAUCCCUCGCCCGAAACCCGUCUCCGACAAAAUCGUCCUCGCGCCUCGAGCACCUUCGCAGCCGAUCGACAGCCGAUCCCGAGCCCAUCUUCGACCUCUGCCGAGCGAGGCCGAGACGAGCAAGCUGCUGAAAAUCUCUCCCAAGUGCCGAGCAUUAUGAGCUCCCAUCGACCGACCCCCGACCUUUGCACAGCUCCUGCAUCUGAAUCCAUCGUCCCAUUCGAGCGCUGAGUGCGGAGUGCGGCAAUUACCACCACCACCACCAUCGACAUCGACAUCGACAUAUGUACAUUUCAUCUCAUCAAUUGGACAGCAUCGACCAUCGUGUACAAAUUCGCAGAGUGCAGUUCUGAUCCAGCAGCGCACAGCAACAGCAACAGCAACAGCAACGAACGAAACGUAGAACGAAACUCAGAGCAGCAAAUGUUACGACAAUCAGAAAGAUAGAGCGUUGCAGCAGCAGAGCGUCCCCGGCACCUUGAGAUUGAGCGUCCAGGCCCCCCUCGUCGUCAUCUUGUAAAUCGUCGCGCAGCUUUUGUAGUAAGCCCACAGUGCAAGUCCUGGUCAUAGGUUCCGCCCAUUAUACAGUUUCAGAUCCCCCGUGUCUCUCGAUUUCUAUUCGAAGAUCGGUGGAGCUCUUGUGCUCGGCGUUUCUCUCUUGUAUAGUCAGUCUGUCAGCCCAUCAAUCCGUCAUUCAGUCUGUCUGUUCGUUUCUGUGCACAGCCGCCAUCGCCACGAGUCCAUAAAAACUUUAUGUUCCACAUGCUCGAGCCCUGUGCUCUCGUGUGAUAUAAAAUGCACCCGCACGACGCACU
This is a messenger RNA of Marchantia polymorpha subsp. ruderalis, 1662 nucleotides long. The record is from the annotation of a GenBank genome assembly. NCBI's taxonomy places the organism in Eukaryota, Viridiplantae, Streptophyta, Marchantiopsida, Marchantiales, Marchantiaceae.